Benincasa hispida (wax gourd) is the source of this 1551-nucleotide messenger RNA. It is a transcript of the gene COL5, whose product is annotated as CONSTANS-like 5. NCBI's taxonomy places the organism in Eukaryota, Viridiplantae, Streptophyta, Magnoliopsida, Cucurbitales, Cucurbitaceae. Gene Ontology annotation, biological process: regulation of flower development. Gene Ontology annotation, cellular component: nucleus. Gene Ontology annotation, molecular function: DNA-binding transcription factor activity; protein binding; zinc ion binding. The record is from RefSeq and is a predicted model, not a curated record.
GAUUGCAGAAAAACACAGGCCCCCUCCUACUCCCUUCCCUUCCUCUCUAAAAUCAAAUCCCAUUCAUAUCUCUCCUCCCAGACUCCUCUAAGCUUUCUUGGCGGGAGACACGGGAGCCUUCGCAAUUCACAGCGCCAUAUCCACUAUGGGAAUUGACGGUGACAGUGUUGUAAAGGGUUUCGGCGGCGGCUGGGGCGUCGUCGCCAAACCCUGCGAUUCCUGCAAGACUGGCCCUGCUGCCGUCUAUUGUCGACCCGACUCUGCUUUCCUCUGUCUUCCCUGCGACGCCAAAAUUCACUGCGUCAACAAGGUCGCCUCUCGCCACGAGCGCGUCUGGAUGUGUGAGGUUUGUGAACAAGCUCCUGCUGUGGUCAUGUGUAAGGCUGAUGCUGCGGCUCUCUGUGUCACCUGCGAUGCUGAUAUUCACUCUGCUAAUCCUCUGGCCCGUCGCCACGAGCGUGUCCCUGUCGAGCCUUUUUUCGACACGGCUGAAUCGGUUGUUAAAUCCUCUUCUGUUUUGAAUUUUCUGGUCCCUAAUGAAACUAAUGUCUGCGACGGUACCCAUCACCACGAGGAGGUGGAGGUUGCUUCCUGGCUUUUAUCCAACCCGUCUUUCAACUCUAAGCUCGUGGACGGCCCUGAAAUCAAACCCCCUGGUGGUGAUCAUCUGUUCUUCAAUGAAAUGGAUUCUUUUAUUGAUUUUGAAUACCCAAACCCAGUCAACAAUCACAACGCUAUUAACGACAGCGUCGUCCCUGUUCAGACGAAGCCACUCUCUACGCCGGUGAUUAACCAUACCCACUCCCCUGAAAAUUGCUACGACAUUGAUUUUUGCAGAUCCAAGCUCAAUUCAUUCGGCUAUCAACCUCAAUCCUUGAGCCACAGUGUUUCUUCCUCCUCCCUAGAAGUCGGAGUUGUUCCAGAAGGGAAUUCGAUGUCGGACAUAUCAUACCCGUUGGGUCAAACCGUGAAUAGUGGAGCGGAUUCAGGGCUACCGUUAUCAGGAUCUGGCAACCAAGUGACACAAUUAUGUGGAAUGGAUCGAGAAGCGAGAGUGUUGAGGUACAGAGAGAAGAGGAAGAACCGGAAAUUCGAAAAGACAAUCAGAUACGCUUCAAGAAAAGCUUAUGCGGAAACCCGGCCCAGAAUCAAAGGCCGGUUCGCUAAACGGACUGAUAUGCUAUCAGAGGUUGAUGAAAUCUAUGGCUCAGCUGCUUCGUCUGUGUUCCUGACGGACGCCCAAUACGGCGUCGUACCAACGUUCUGACUAUGACUUGGCUGAAUCGCCCAACUGAAACGAAACCCAAUCCAGUGCUGCGUAGAUUAUAAUUCUUAUUGUGCACCUUUUAAUAAAUGAACGAUAGAUUAUGGCAAAUUAUGUGUUUGAUGAUGAUGUAAAAAAAUCAAUGUCUGAUGACGUGGCGGGGUUUUAGCCGUUGAUUUGCAGGACCAUGGGUGUUCAGGUAGAGGUUCGUUUACGCUAUCACAAGUUGCUUGUUUUUUUUUUUCACCCUCAUUUCCUCGCAAAUAUAACCGAUUUGCCCUUCCAAA